AUGCUCACGGCUUUUCAGGAAAAGACCUCGAGCGACGAUGACGCGACGGACGCCAUCUCGGCUACAGCUGAGGGGUGGUACAACUCGGACAACGCCUUCAACUUCUACUUCAAGGUGUGGGGCGGAGAGCACAUCCACGUAGGCCUGUACAGCAAGCUCAACGCGGAAGAAGCCAAGCUGCCCGUCCUGGACCGCAUCAAGAAGGCCAGCAUCCUGAACGCCGAGGAACUGCUCGCCCGAUGCUUCCCCGCCAGCGCUAACGGGACUAACGGCACUAACGGCAACGGCGCGCCUCACACAUCGGAGAGCACCAUGGUGGACAUGGGCUCCGGAUACGGGGGCUCGGCCAGGCUCGCAGCCAAGACGCUCGGCUGCAAGGUGUAUUGCAUCAACGUUACUUCGAGGGAGAACGACGUCAACCGCGCGCUGAGCAAGGCCGCCGGGAUCGAGGAUCUGGUGAUCAUCCCCGGAGAGAAGUCGUAUUUCGACACAGGGCUGCCGGACGCCUGCUGCGAGGUGGUGACCUCCCAGGACGCGCUUCUGCACGCGGGGUCGGAGCGGCACAGGGCGGUCGGCGAGGCCGCCCGCUUGCUCAAGCCCGGGGGCAGGAUGGUCUUCAACGACGUCAUGCAGACGAACCACGCCGACCCCAAGGACCUUCAGGAGGUGUACGAACGCGUCCGCCUUCAGGACCUGGGCACGCCUAAGUCUUACGCCAAGUGGGCCGAGUCUUACGGUCUAACGUUCGUGGAGUUCUCCGACCGUACUCCCGACAUGAAGACGCACUACGAAUCCGUUAAGGAAGUGCUGAUGUCGCACCGCGGUACCUCGGAUGGCAUGGAGGAUGAGUUCAUCGACAACAUGGCCAGGGGACUCGACGCUUGGGUUUCGGCGGCCGAGCGUGGCCUCAUCUGCUGGGGGUACGUGACCUUCGCCAAGCCGGACGACGACUCAAGCGACGAUAACGCGACGGACGCCAUCUCGGCUACAGCUGAGGGGUGGUACAACUCGGACAACGCCUUCAACUUCUACUUCAAGGUGUGGGGCGGAGAGCACAUCCACGUAGGCCUGUACAGCAAGCUCAACGCGGAAGAAGCCAAGCUGCCCGUCCUGGACCGCAUCAAGAAGGCCAGCAUCCUGAACGCCGAGGAACUGCUCGCCCGAUGCUUCCCCGCCAGCGCUAACGGGACUAACGGCACUAACGGCGACGGCGCGCCUCACACAUCGGAGAGCACCAUGGUGGACAUGGGCUCCGGAUACGGGGGCUCGGCCAGGCUCGCAGCCAAGACGCUCGGCUGCAAGGUGUAUUGCAUCAACGUUACUUCGAGGGAGAACGACGUCAACCGCGCGCUGAGCAAGGCCGCCGGGAUCGAGGAUCUGGUGAUCAUCCCCGGAGAGAAGUCGUAUUUUGACACGGGGCUGCCGGACGCCUGCUGCGAGGUGGUGACCUCCCAGGACGCGCUCCUGCACGCGGGGUCGGAGCGGCACAGGGCGGUCGGCGAGGCCGCCCGCUUGCUCAAGCCCGGGGGCAGGAUGGUCUUCAACGACGUCAUGCAGACGAACCACGCCGACCCCAAGGACCUUCAGGAGGUGUACGAACGCGUCCGCCUGCAGGACCUGGGCACGCCUAAGUCUUACGCCAAGUGGGCCGAGUCUUACGGUCUCACGUUCGUGGAGUUCUCUGACCGUACUCCCGACAUGAAGACGCACUACGAAUCCGUCAAGGAAGUGCUGAUGUCGCACCGCGGUACCUCGGAUGGCAUGGAGGAUGAGUUCAUCGACAACAUGGCCAGGGGACUCGACGCUUGGGUUUCGGCGGCCGAGCGCGACCUCAUCUGCUGGGGGUACGUGACCUUCGCCAAGCCGCGGUAG
This is a messenger RNA of Ectocarpus siliculosus, 1872 nucleotides long. NCBI's taxonomy places the organism in Eukaryota, Phaeophyceae, Ectocarpales, Ectocarpaceae. The record is from the annotation of a GenBank genome assembly.